This is a messenger RNA of Platichthys flesus (European flounder), 1610 nucleotides long. Its product is annotated as complement factor H-like. NCBI's taxonomy places the organism in Eukaryota, Metazoa, Chordata, Actinopteri, Pleuronectiformes, Pleuronectidae. The record is from RefSeq and is a predicted model, not a curated record. The transcript is spliced from 11 exons. Bases 110 to 1333 code for a protein of 407 amino acids.
ACUCCUCAUUCUUUAACUAUUUGGGGGAAUGCCCCCAACGAUCACUAACUUGUUUGGAUUUGAACUGGGUCUUUGCCCGGCUGCGUCCUGAAGCAUCAGAAUUGUCAAAAUGUGCUCAAGAUAUUUGGGAUUUAUUCUUCUGGUUUGGUUUCCAGGAGCACUACACGCACAAAGUGCAGCUCAGCCUUGUCCUGCUCCCUCACUCGACCGUGGUUAUUUCGUCCCUGUUCAAGGAACGUAUUCUCAUGACUCUAAGCUCACCUAUGCCUGUGAAAGCCCACUUAAACCAGCUGUGGAGGGUUGGUGGGCAGGGAGCGUGUGUCAAAAUGGCACAUGGUCUCCUACGCCACGAUGUAUCGAGGAAACAGCCUGUAUUCCGCCAACUAUUGCCAAUGCAAAAUACACAGAGGCCUCAGAUGGUCGGUACAAGGACGGAGACAUCAUCAGGAUCACAUGUGACAAAGGAUAUGAACACAAAGCCAACGUUGCAACAGCCAGAUGUAGAAAUGGGACAUGGGUCUCUUUGCCCACGUGUGAGAUAAGCAUAAAAUCGUGCAAGGCGCCCCCUAAAGCCCCACACGCUGUAAUCAUUGACCAGGGAUACAAGGAGCUGUUUCCUGAAGAUGCAGGAGUGAAAUAUAAAUGUGAAGAUGGAUACAGCAUCGAGGGAUCACACAAUUAUACACUUUUCUGUCAGGCUGGAAUAUGGACUGAUGGCCCAAUGUGCAGUAAAGAGACAGGACGAGGUGGUUCUGCUGAGGCAGGAACAAGUGGGGGACACAGCACGUCCUCUGGCAGAGGGACACAACCUGGGGGUGGAGGAGGUGGAGGCAGCGGACCAGAUAUUGGACUUGGUGGUUCUGCUGAUGCAGGAACAGUCGGGGGACACAGCACGUCCUCUGGCAGAGGGACACAACCUGGCCAUGGAGGAUCUUCCAGCACCUCUGCCAACAGGCCUCUCUUAACAACCAUCGAACACUGUGGGACACAUCCGAUCGUUCCUAAUGGUGUCGUUGUGGAAGAGCAACGAAUGUAUUUGAAAUUUAAGUGUCAGGCUUUUUACAAACAAGUCGGUGAAGGCACUGUGACGUGUUUCAGUGACGGCUCUUGGUCAGAAGUACCCGUCUGCGAAGAGGCAUUUUGUGUCUUGAAACCUGGUUAUUAUGAUCGUAGUUCAAAGGUUUCUGUGGCAAUGUAUAUAAAUGAAGGAGAGAUGAAACAUAUUCCAUGUGUUUGGCGGGAUUGGAGCGUGGCUGUUCGUUGCUUCAAUCGCACAAUCACUCAUACCCGCUGCUGUCACAGAGAUGACCAUUAUUGGCGUUAUUGCACCUAAAGUACAGCGAGGGAGCUCCUCCUUCCUGUUGGAUGACUCAUCAACGACUGACAACCAAAGCCGAGCAGGAAACUGAUGAAAUCCCUGCAGCAGAAAACAACAGUGGAUUCUUUUUUAACCAGAUGUAUUUCAAAGCUCCUCACAGUGUUGGAGCUUGGUGCUGUUUGACAGCCGGUAUCUUCAUAACUGGAGCACAUGAUCAAUACUACUUAUACACUGUGCUGGUGUAUGGCUACAGUAGUUUGAAUAAAAUGUCCACUAUACAUUCCAACAGAAA